Messenger RNA from Cataglyphis hispanica, 5964 nucleotides. RefSeq lists its product as uncharacterized. The record is from RefSeq and is a predicted model, not a curated record. The transcript is spliced from 25 exons. Gene Ontology annotation, molecular function: zinc ion binding; metalloaminopeptidase activity; peptide binding. The coding region runs from base 450 to 5849 and encodes 1799 amino acids. Gene Ontology annotation, cellular component: cytoplasm. Lineage: Eukaryota; Metazoa; Arthropoda; Insecta; Hymenoptera; Formicidae. Gene Ontology annotation, biological process: peptide catabolic process; proteolysis.
CGUGCAAGACUUUCUAGUGUCUUGACCGGCCUUGCUAGGACUACCGGCAAUCAAAUCGACCAGAGCUAAGCCGGACAGUCUCUCAGCUCCGUUCAACAACCUGUUGCUAUCUGGCGCCACGUGUUCGUUGCUGCGCGAUAUAUCGUCUAGCUAGAAUGUCAGUCUUGAACGUACUAUUACCAGAAAGAUCAUGAUAUGAUAUAAAGAGUAUAAGAAGUCACAUAGAAAUUGUAUAUAUACAUAUAUAUACACGCUACGUAUUUAUAAUUUACAUGUCACCGACAUCGAUGUCAGAUUUCGGUGACUUCUCAAAGUGAUAGCAUGGCAAUUGUACAGAUAUAUUUCGGAGAGUAAAAGAUUGUGGAGAUAAUACGUUAAUUAUUAUAAAGUACUGUUUUGUGAUUGAUAUUGAAUUUUAUCGUACAAGAUACGUAAAAACAAAAAUUGGCAUGGAAUUCCUAAAAUUAUUAUUAAGCAUCGAUAUAAUUAUCGCUGCAAUGGCUAUCUCACAUAAAAUUUUGCCAACUAAGACACAAACUGCAGUUGAUUAUGAUUUAUCGAAUAAUGUAAAACCGAUACAUUAUAAUAUCAAAUUAAUAUUACCCAUCAAAGAAGAUAUAUUCCGCGGUGAAUCAAAUAUCAGCAUCGAGAUUUAUGAGAAAACGCAACACAUAAAACUGCAUUCAGUAAACUUGAUUAUUAUCAAACCCACAUUGAUUAAAAAUAUACAAAAAUCUGAGAAUAAUAUCGAAAAUUUGGUUUACAAACCAAUAAGAUAUUCAUAUGUUCAUAAGACGAACACUUACAUUAUGCAUUUUAGCGAUAUAAUAUUACCUGGAAAUUAUUCUUUAAAAAUGAAUUUCCUUGGUAAAGUAUCUAAUGAUACCGAAGGCAUCUUUAGAACUUCCUAUAAAAAUGAACAAGGAAACACAAUAUGGUUAUUUGCAACAUAUCUGCGGACAACUGGUGCGCGAUAUUUAUUUCCAUGUUGGGAUGAGCCGAAAUUAAAGGCUGAAUUCACGAUUUCCGUGAAACAUCCUCAAAAGUACUCGGCUUUGUCAAAUAUGCCGAUACGAGAAAAACACAACGCUGAAAAUAACAUGAUAUGGACACAUUUUAUUACCACUCCUCCAAUGCCUUCUCAUUUCAUAGCGAUCGCGAUAAUCGGUUAUAAUAAUGAUUACAUCUUAAGUCAUGAAAUUGAUAAGAAUAUUGUUUUCGAUAAAUUCAAUGUCACAGUAUGGUUCAGAGAAGAAAUACAAUAUAAAAAAUUUAUAUGCAAAUUACUUCAACGUUUCAUUGAAUAUUUGGAACAUGAUUGGAAUAUGCUAAGUUUGAAAAUAAUUCCGAAAGUAGAUUAUGUUACAAUUCCGGAUUUCCCGGAACAAGCUAUAGCAACUUGGGGACUCGUCCUUUAUAGAGAAGCAGAUUUUUUCUAUGAACCACGCGAGGAAAAGAGCCAAUUAAACUUGGAGUCUUUAAUAACAUACAACAUAUUAGAUGAAUCUCUUAGUGAUGUGCCAUCUUGGUUGAAGGAAGGACUUGCUAGUUUUGUUAUCGCAGAUAUCAUUGAUAAGACGAUGGGAACAAAUGUUCGGAAAAUGGAAUGGUUCAUAGUCCAAAAUCAACAUGAAUCUCUCCGUUUAAAUUUUUAUUUCAAUAAGAAUCUUUUACAAACCAGCAGGUCACUUGAUGUUAAUUCGCUUCCUUCUUUUCUUCGUUAUAAUAAAGCAUUUUCUGUAUUGCGUAUGCUGCAACAUUUAAUUACUGAUGAGGCAUUUCUACUAGGCACGAAGAAAUAUUUACAGAAUAGAAAUUUAUCGAUCUCAUCUGAAUUAUUUUGGACAUCUAUGCAAAGUGCGCUUAAGAUGAACGAAAAUAAGACUAACUUAGUAGAAAAAAUGAAUGGUUGGACAAAAGAUAACAGUUAUCCUAUACUAAAAGCAACAUGCAAUUUUGCCGAUUAUGUAGAGAUGACACUAGAAAAUUUCGACUCAAUCGAUGUUUCAACCAAUGAUUUAUGGAUACCUAUAACCCAUACUAUACAGACAAAUCCCGAUUUUGACAAGACUUCGCUUCAUGAUGUCCAAUGGGUAACAUUUUCCAAAGACUUAAAAAUAAGUUUUCGCGUAUCUGGAAAUUUCAACGAAAAUGAUUGGUUUAUUAUCAAUUUACAACAAGUUGGAUACUAUCGUGUCAAUUAUGAUACUAAAAACUGGAAAAAAAUUGCAAAAUAUUUAAAUUCUACGGAAUAUACAAAAAUACAUGUUCUCAAUCGUGCUCAAAUCAUCGAUGACGCGUAUCAUUUCUUAAUAACUAGAAAAAUCAAUUCUUCUGUGUUUUGGGAAAUCACUAAUUAUCUAUCACAAGAGACAAAUUUUAUAGCAUGGUAUCCUAUGAUCAAAGCUCUUGAACACAUGUCGAGUGUUUUGCCACUGUCAGAUAAAAGAGUUUAUGAUAUCAAGGAAAAAAUGCAGAUAACGUUGAACGGGCUUCUUCAGAAUAUAAAAUACAUCGAGGAAUUUGAAACUUAUCUUAAUUUAACUUAUCUUAAUUGUUUAAGACAAGAAGCCACAAAAUGGGCAUGUAUUUUCGAUGAAUCUAACUGCAAGAUAGUAGCGGGUUCAAAACUGCAACAACAUCUCACAAAUCGUACAACAAAUAAACUUCUGCCAGGGUGGAAAGAAUGGACAUAUUGUAAUGGUUUGGCAAUGUCGGGUAUUAAUAUUUGGAACAAUGUAUUUGAUAUAUACAUAAAUGAAACUGAUAACAGAUAUCUAAGAUUUCUGGCUUGCUCUGAAAAUAUUGCUAUCAUUCAAAAAUAUACGACGCUAAUAACAUUGGAAAAUUGUAAAGGAAUAAUGAAAAAUAAGAACUGUCUUAACAGUUUUCAUUUUAUUAUUGCCAAGCAUGCAAAGAAUAGCCUAAUGCUUGAUUAUAUAUUAGCAUAUUUUGAGAGAAUAGUGCCAAGACAAGCCACGGUUGCAAUAUUAAUUGAUAUUAUUAAUCAUGUGUAUUCUACGGAACAACUUAAUAAGGUACAUCAAUUCACGAAAAAAUAUUCGAAAGAACUAAUUUGGAAAGUUGAACAUAAAAUUAAAAUACGUUCAUCUGAAAUCAAAAAUCAGAUGAAUCAGCUUAAGCUAAUAUCGAGAACAAAAAUUGGCAUGGCGUUAUUAAAAUUGCUAUUAAGUCUUAGUAUAAUCAUCGUCGUAAUAGCUGUCUCUAUAAAUAAAAAUAAGAAAAAAAACUUGUCUGCUAUUAAUUACCGUUUAUCAAAUAAUGUAAAACCGAUACAUUAUAACAUUGAGCUUAUACUAAAUAUUGAAGAAGGUAUAUAUCGCGGUAAAUCAAACAUCAACAUCACAAUUAAUAAAGAAAUACAGUACAUAGAAUUGCAUUCAUCGAACUUGGCUAUUACCGAAAGUACAUUGAUUAAUGAAGAUGUACGAGAGUCUAAGAACGAAAAAUUUGUCUAUAAACCAACGCAGUAUUCAUAUAUUCAGGAGAUAAAUCUUGUCCUUAUUCACUUUAGUAAUAAAUUAUUGCCCGGAAAUUAUACCUUAAACAUAGAAUUCUUCGCUGAAACAAUUGAUAAUGUCGAAGGUGUCUUUAGAACUUCCUACACCAAUAAAAAUGGAGAUAAAAUGUGGUUGAUCGCAACACAUAUGGAGGCAACUGGAACACGGCAAUUAUUUCCAUGUUGGGACGAACCGGAAUUAAAGGCUCGCUUUACCAUUUCCGUAAAGCAUUCGAUGAAGUAUAAAGUUUUGUCAAAUAUGCCGGUGCAAGAGAAGCAAAUAGUUGAAAGUAACAUGAUGUGGACACACUUUAAUACCACCCCUAUAAUGUCUUCUAAUCUCGUGGCGAUAGUGGCGAUAGAUUUUACGAGCACGUCCGACGAUGGGAAGGUUAAAAUAUGGCAUAGAGAAAAAGCAUCACGUGCAUUGUAUACAUAUAUUUUUACUGAUUUAAUCACGACAAUUUUGGAAAAUGAAUGGUGUACGAUAACUUUGAAAACGGUUCCAAAGGUGGAUUAUGUUGCAAUCCCAGAUUUCCCAGAAGAGGCUGUAGUAACUUGGGGACUCGUUCUUUAUAGAGAAACAAAUAUCAACGAUAAACUAUCAUUAUUAGACAUGACACAUGAAAAAAUGGAGGCGUCACGUUUAAUAGCAUAUAAUGUGGCACAGGAAUCUCUCAAAAAUAUAUCAUCUUGGUUAAAUAAGGGGCUUGCUCGAUUCUUAGAAAUCUAUGCCAUUCAUAAGAAUUUUCAAUUUUAUCAAAUGAUGGAUAUGCUAGUGGUCCAAUUACAACACGAAUCUUUCCGUUUAAACUCCUAUUUCAAUGAAAGUACCGUACAAAUCACCAAUUCUAAAAUCAAUUCUCUUUCCUUUUCUUUGCAAUACAAAGCAUUCUCUAUAUUGCGUAUGUUGCAAUAUCUACUUACUGAGAAGGUGUUUCAAGAUGGUAUCAAAAAGUAUUUACAUACGAAUGCGUGCAUUCGUCAGACAACACUUAACGAUUUUUGGAUCGCUAUGCAAGAUGCUCUUGAUAAAUCGUAUUAUGAUCUCGAAGAUAAUUUAAUGAAAAGAAUGAAUGGUUGGAUGAAACUUAAAAGUUAUCCUAUAAUAACAAUAAUGCGCUAUUAUAGUCAUACAAAUAUACAGCUAGAAAAUAUUGCAAUCGAUAAUGAUUUAUGGGUACCUAUAACUUACACUACACAGGACGAGCUUAAUUUUAACAAUACUUCGCUUUAUAAUGUCGAAUGGUUACAAUUUACGCCGGAAAAAUCAUAUGUUGAAAUAUCUGAAAAUGCCAGAGAAACUGGUUGGAUUAUAUUGAAUUUACAGCAAGCUGGAUACUAUCGUGUCAAUUAUGAUAUUCAUAAUUGGAAAACAAUUAUAACGUACCUAAACUCUAUGGAAUAUACAAAUAUUCAUGUUCUCAAUCGAGCUCAAAUCAUCGAUGACGCGUAUUAUUUCCUAACGAUUAAGCGAUUCGAUUCUUCUCUAUUUUGGCAACUUACGAAAUAUUUGUCACGAGAGACUGAUUAUGUAGCAUGGUAUCCUAUGAUCAAAGCGCUUGAGCACAUGUCGAAAGUUUUUCCGAUAUCAGAUGGAAGAGUUUAUAAUAUCAAGAUAAAUAUAAAGGAGAUACUGAACAACCUUCUUCGGAACAUAGGAUACGAAGAAUCUAAUAAAAAUUAUCUUACUAAUUGUCUAAAACAAGAAGCCGCAAAAUGGGCAUGUGUUCUUGAUGAACCCGAAUGCAAAACAAUAGCAGGUUCAAAACUGCAACAGCAUCUCGCAAAUCGUACAACAAAUAAACUUCUGCCAUGGUGGAAAGAAUGGACAUAUUGCAAUGGUUUGAUGACGGAUAAUAGUAUUUGGAAUGAUGUAUUUGAUAUAUACAUAAAAGAAUCUGAUAAUAAAUAUCUAAAAUUUCUGGCUUGCUCUGGAAAUAUUGCUAUCAUUCAAAACUAUACGUUGCUAAUGGCAAUGAAAGAUGAUAAUAUAACAACAAAAAAUAGGGAUCAUAUUAACAGUUUUCAUUUUAUUAUUGCCAAACAUGCCAAGAAUGAGAUAAUGCUUGAUUAUAUAUUAGCGAAUUUUGAGAAAAUAAGACCAAGACAAUCCACUACAAACGCAAUAUUAGUUGAUCUUAUAAAUAAUGUGUAUACUAGGAAACAACUUGAUAAGAUACUCCAAUUUGCAGAAAGUCACGAAAAAAAUUCAUUUUUAACGUUUUGUGUUGAAGAAAAGAUAAAAAAACGCUUAAAUGAAAUCGAAAACCAGACUAAGUAUCUUGUAAACCUUUCAGAUUUAAAAGUAAGCAGAGGAAUGUAUUGAGAACGAGAUGACGAAGUAACUCAGUGACAGAUUAGCUGCUUAUUAAGAAGAUUCUAAAUCCUAAUCGCGAGAACGCCGUUUUUUCCCUCUGCUCAUGAAGGGCAUAAUAAUAAAU